GUCUUAGAUGACAUGUGGGAUGAUAGCCGAGAUAGGUGGUUGGAGCUCAUGAGCUUGUUGGAAUGUGGUCGCAUUGGGAGUAAGGUAAUAGUAACUACGCGCUCUGAUAAUGUUGCAAAGGUUGUAGGCACAGUUACUAAAUCUUAUAAAUUAGGAUUUCUAACAGAUGAUGAGUCUUGGGAGCUUUUCAGAAGAUUAGAAUUCAAACAAAACCAAGAGGAGAGUAAUCCUAAUUUAACUCAGAUCGGUAAAGAGAUUGUUGGUAGUUGUGGAAACGUUCCCCUCGCUAUCAGAGUUGUUGGAAGCCUCCUCUACUCUAAAGAUAGUGAGAAAGAGUGGCAACUCUUUAAAGAUGAUCAACUAUCAAAGGCAAAGCUGAUGGAGGACGGCAACUUAAUGCCUGUGUUAAAGUUAAGUUAUGAUUACUUAACUCCGGCAUUAAAACAGUGCUUUGCCUACUGCUCAUUGUUCCCAAAAGACUACGAGUUUAGCAAGGCUGGUUUGGUCCAUUUAUGGAUGGCACAAGGAUAUUUUGAGCCAUCAAACAGAGACAUCGGAGAUCAGUAUUUUAUGGAAUUGUUACGGAUGAAUUUUUUUCAAGAUCCGAAAGAAGAUGGUAAAGGGAAUGUAAAAACGUGCAAAAUUCAUGACUUAGUGCAUGAUUUAGCACAACACAUAGCUGGUGCUGAGAACAUGCUGUUGGGUGAGUCUUCAAUGCAGGUCACUGACGAGCUUAUACAUGUAUCUCUUAAUGGAUGGGAAGCUCCAUCAGCAUUGUUAGCUGCCAAGAACAUACGAUCAUUGCUAGGAUUAUCUAUUGAAAGGCCUGCUAGUCUUGAAGGGUUGAUUUCAAGAUUCCAGUCCUUACGCGUCUUGAGCUUGAACAAUAUUGAUACGGUCCCAAGUUCUAUAGGGAGAUUGCGCCAUUUAAGAUACCUUAAUCUUGCACGAAAUUGUAUUGAAUGUCUUCCUAAUGCCAUAACGAGGUUAGAGAAUCUCCAAACAUUAAACCUUGAUAGUUGUCCUUUCCUUAAGGAGCUACCAAGAGAUUUUGCCAAAUUGUCUAAUCUCAGGCAUUUGGUGAUCAAUUGGGAUAAUUUGACAGAUUUGCCGUCAGGUUUUGGGAAAAUGACAACUCUUCAUGAGUUACAUGGAUUUAUAGUUGGAAAAGGGAAAAAUACUGGCAUAGACUCACUGCCAGCCUUAAAUCUUAGGGGAGAACUGAGAAUUCAAUUUUUCAAGUUGCGCAAAAAUGCAGUGAUUGAAGCUCAAAGGGCAACUUUGAAGGAAAAUCAACAGCUGACUUCUCUUAUAUUGAGCUUUCGGGGAGAAGAAACUGCGCUUGAUUCUGAUGAAUUAAAGAGGAUGAUAUCUUGCUUGCAACUUCCUCAAAAGCUUAAAUAUCUGAAGGUUCUUGGAUACAAAGGAGAUGAGAUGCCCAUUUGGUGGUUUGAUGGGUUGCGUAAGCUUGUUUCCAUUAGCCUUGUGUCUUGCAAUAAUUGUAGAGUUCUCCCUUACUUGAGACAACUGCCUCAUCUUAAAUCUCUUUAUCUUCAAUCGUUAAAUGCCUUGGAGUAUGUAGAAGAUGAGGGCACUAAUUGGGUUGGUGGAAACUCUGAUUCCACAGCUCACAAUGACUACUUCCCUUUCUUAGAGGUCUUGGAGUUGGAGGAUUUGCCGCGAUUAAAGGGGUGGACUAGAUCAUCAAAUGGUGAGGGUGAGCAAAGGAAGGAGUUGUUUCCUCGUCUUUUGCAAUUGAAAAUAAAUGGUUGCAAUAAGUUGAUGUCAAUGCCUUUUGCACCAAAGUUGGAGUCGUUAGAGGUACAUAACAUCAAUGGGAGGUUGUUUAGAUCCAAUCUGAUGUCACAACAGAAUGAUCAGGAAGCACCAUCUUCAUCUUCAAAUUCAUCUUCAUCAAUUCUUUUCACAUCAUUAAAGCGGUUGAAAAUAUGUGAAACUAAUGAUGGGCUAGUCUUUUUGUCUAUUAGUAGUAGGUUGUGCAACCUAGAGACAUUAGAAAUAAGGCAUUGCCACAAACUCUGGAGUUUGAUAUUUGAUUCUCCAAAUUCCAUUCGACAUCUUCUUAUUUAUAACUGCAGAAGCUUGAGAAAUAUAUCAAAGGGAAUACAUCUACCCGUCCUUGAGACACUGACUAUCCGAAACUACCAAGAGUUGGAAGAGGAGGAAGAAGAUGAAGAUGAAGAUGAAGAUGAAGAUGAAGAUGAGAUGACCACCAGACCGGAUUGGCAAGGCUUGAGGAGCCUCCACUCUUUGGAAUUAUCCUGCAUCCCGAAAUUGGAGAAAAUCCCUCGAGGCAUUACUUGCCUAACCAUGCUUCAGCAUCUGACAAUAACGUUUCUCCUGAAUCUGACAGCUCUCCCUGAUGAGAUCAGCAACCUCUCCUUGCUAUGUGAGCUUCGGAUCAUAAAGUGUCCAAAAUUGGCUUCACUUCCAUCAUCGUUACAAGGCCUUACAUCUUUACAGAAGCUUUACAUUAGAGGAUGUCCGGAUUUGGGAAUAAGAUACAAGAAGCCGAAUGGCAAAGAUUGCCACAUUAUUCAAUAUAUUCCCCAUACUGAUAUAUCUACAGGAUGCGAAUUAAGUUUCCACGACGACUUAGACUUUAUUGAAUUGGGGAGGACUGAUCGGGGAGUGCAAAGAAUGCUAAGUCUGGUCUAGCGAUUAAAAUGCACGUGUGUUUAGGCUUCUCUUGGUGAGAGUAAUUAAUUCUGAAUGUGUUAAAUGGAGGCUUAAUUACUGUAUUUAUAGCCUCGAAGUGUGUGCCCAAUACUAGGUUUUAGGUAAACCUAGGACUGAUUGGGCCUUGCCUCGGAAAUCGGGCUUUGGUGGCCGUUUUCCAGGUUGGCAUGUCAUGGGCCACGUGGCGUGGCAUGAUUGUUCCAUGCUGGACUGAUUACUGCCUGACACGUGGCAGGCCCUGACUGGUCCAUGUGGCGGAGACAUGGCAGGACCUGAUUGGUCCACGUGGCAGACUGUGAUUGGGCGGGGAAAAUCCCCUAAUCAGGUUUUGUACAUUGUGAGACAGUAUUUUAUUUUUACUGUCAAAUUUUUUGUAACAAAGAGAUUGUUUAUUUUCGUCUAGUCGUAAGUCUUAGCAGAUUAAUUGGAUUGGACUGAGCAUAUGAUUGGUGGAGCUUUUCAACCCUUGCUAGAAGGUGGGGAAAGCUUACAUAGUGAUGCUAAUCACAGGCUAGUGUUGGAAUUGUCGUGGUGUGUUGGUCGUACAUCUGGUCUGCUUAUUGGGGCCACAUGGAGCUUCGAUUCAGAUGGUGUGAUCGUUGAUGUGCUCCAGCUUGUCAGGAAACACAGAUGGAGAGGAGGAUCUUUGUUUUCUGGUGAAAUCUGUCACCUUUGUCCUCUUAUUGUUGAUCUCUUAUGUAUGUAGUUGCUAGUAAUCUAUUAUGUUAACCUUUGUGAAACUUGUUAGAAUAUUGCUACCCUUAGUUAUAAUAAUAAGAGAAGAUUGACUGGACUCCUUCAAGUCCCGUGGUUUUACUCUGCACACCAAAGAGGUUUUAAGUC
Chenopodium quinoa (quinoa) is the source of this 3543-nucleotide messenger RNA. RefSeq names its product putative disease resistance protein RGA4. Gene Ontology annotation, molecular function: protein binding; ADP binding. Bases 13 to 2679 code for a protein of 888 amino acids. The transcript is spliced from 2 exons. Lineage: Eukaryota; Viridiplantae; Streptophyta; Magnoliopsida; Caryophyllales; Amaranthaceae. Gene Ontology annotation, biological process: defense response to other organism. The record is from RefSeq and is a predicted model, not a curated record.